AUGCCUGACAGGGAUGAGCAACAGCACAACUACUACGAUCGAUACCUCAAUGCUGAAGUGCUGCUUGCUAGAGGGGACAAGAUGGUAACUAGAAAGGUCACUGGACAAAAGAGGGAAGCAGACGGAAGUCUUAGAGGAACUGGGCAUGCUGUCCCAAUGCUGGACACUCGCAUGUAUACCGUUGAGUUCUCUGAUGGGGCGAAAGCCACCUAUGCAGCAAACGUACUUGCUGAAGGAAUGUACCUGCAAUGUGAUGAGAACGGCAAUCAAUUCCUCCUGCUCGACUCCAUCAUUGACCAUAAAACAGACAAAACUGCAAUCCAACCUGGGAACGACAGAUUCCAAUACCAUGGACGACUUGUCCAGAAAUGUACAACAAAAGGAUGGCAGCUUUGUGUCCAAUGGAAGGACGGUACCACUACUUGGGAGCAACUGUCUGAUCUCAAGGAAUCUUUCCAAAGUGAGGUUGCUGAGUAUAGUUGGUUUUCGGUUCUGGCGGACAUCAGACAAGCGACAGGCUUGUCGUCGUCCAAACCGAUUGACAACUUUGUGGCCCAUAAAGCCAACAUUGCCAACCAGCCGUGCCAACAUGCGACCCAUCAAGUCGUCAUGCAGAGGCACCGACCAUAG
This is a messenger RNA of Cylindrotheca closterium, 630 nucleotides long. Lineage: Eukaryota; Bacillariophyta; Bacillariophyceae; Bacillariales; Bacillariaceae. The record is from the annotation of a GenBank genome assembly.